CCCCAAUUCGUCCUUUUCUCCAGGAACAAAUUGGAGGAAAGCGACUCCUCGUGCCGCAUUCUUACGACCACACAGUCGCCUCGUCUUGAGAGACCCCGCGCGUUGCCAAAAUGAUCCCGAUGGCGUUGGUGAGUAAGACUGGGCAUGGGUAUCAAGAAGCCCAGCAGCCCCACCCAACUCCUCCACCAUACGGCGACUCGCCGCAAGCCGCCUACCCCUCUCAGCAGCCCACUCAGCCGUACGCACAGACGCCCCUGCCGCAGCCCAUCAUCCAGUACGGCAACCAGCCCGUGCAGCAGCCCACAUAUCAACCAUACGCCCCACAGCCACAGCCAGUGUACCAGGGGGGCUACCAGGGUGGUGGUGGUUACGACAGUCAGCCAGCCGUCAUGUACGGGACGGCGGCGCACCCUGGGAGUGCGCAUCACAAGCCUGAGGCGGGUCUGAGUCAUUAUCAGGGAGGCAGCGGUAUCCAGCAGAUGUAUAUGGGAGGGGAGAUGCCGGUGGGACACUGAGACAGCAUGUGGCUGUGUGACCGAGCAGAGACGGACUUGUGUGUCUGUGUCUGUAUGUGUGUGUGCGUGUGUGUGUGUGUUGUGUGGCUGUCAGAUUGAGAUCCGCCAUGCGUUCAUCCGGAAGGUCUACGCCAUCCUCAGCUUCCAGCUGCUGGUCAGCAGGGCAAGAAGGACACACAGGCAGACAGAGAGGCACAUGGCUGUUUCGCUCCUGCCGGAUGUGCAGUUGACAUUUGCCAUUGCGGCGUUGUUCUUCAUUGAGGGGUCGAAGCAGUGGCUGCUGAAAAACCCCUGGCUGUUCAUUCUCGCCCUCAUACUCAUGUUUGCCAGCCUCAUCAGUACGGAAGGACACACAUGAGGGAGACGCGCAGCUCAGCACAUUGAGCAUCGCUUGUGUGUCUGUGUGUGUGUGCAGCUUUGUCAUGCUGUGAGGGCCCCGCCAGGACGUACCCCACCAAUUAUCUGCUGCUCUUCCUGUUUACGGGAUGUGAAGGCCUCUUCAUCGGGGUGAGACAAACAGACAGAGACACGGAGGCCGACCAACAGCCAUCUACUCUCACACACACGGUGUUGUGUGUGCCGCAGGUGACGACGAUGCAGUAUGACAUCCCGGCCAUCGCUAUCGCCGUCGCCUCCACCGGAGCAGUCUUCUGCGCGUGCACCGUGUUCGCCAUCCAGACCAAAAUCGACUUCACAGGUGGGGUUAGACAAGGAGACACAGAGACACAGAGAUACAGAGAGACGCAGGAGGGUUCGUGUGUGCUGUGUGCUGUGUGCUGUGUGCUGUGUGUGGUGCAGGGAAGGGCGGUUACCUGUUUGUGGGUCUGAUAGUGCUGUUCAUCUUCAGCUUCAUCAUCCCCUUCUUCCCGAAUGUGCAACUGGCACAGAAGAUUUACGCCGGCCUGGGCACACUGCUCUUCUCGAUGUACCUCGUCUACGACACACAGGUGCGGCCUGCACACACACACACACACACAGAGAGAGAGAGAGAGAGUGCAUCUUGUGCACAUGUGGGUGCGUGUGGUUCAGCUGAUUGUUGGCGGGAAGCACAGGAGGCACCAGUUCUCAAUUGACGACUACGUCUUCGCCAGGUCAGUCAGUUGUCGGAUGGCUGCGGGUGUGUGCGUGUGUGUAAUGUCUCGGUGUCUGUCUGUCUGCCAGCCUGAUGCUCUACAUCGACAUCAUCCAAAUCUUCAUCUUCCUUCUCUCACUCAUCGGCAGCAGGACAGACUGACACACACUCACGAUCACAGACCACACACCAGGCUGCAGGCGUGGAGCGUGGGAGAGAGGGGCUAACCGAGGACUUUUUCAAUCUGCCUGGACAGCGCGUGCGUGUUAUGUCUUUUUCGUCUGCAUCUCCUGUGGCUGCGUGUCAGUGGUGUGUGAGAGACUACUUGCCAUGUGUACAUGUCGAUUGAUCAUCUGUCGGUCCGUCGGCGCAGAGAUACAGCCGUCCACAUAUCGGUCUGGUCUUUCCUGCCUCCUCUCUCUCUCUGUCUGACCAUUCUGCAGUAGUCAGCCAAAUCGCAGGCAGAGCAAUCAAGCAACCAUGAACGACCCAAUGAACGGUGUAAGCCGGACACAGACAGUCAG
Molecule: messenger RNA, 2111 nt
Organism: Vitrella brassicaformis
Lineage: Eukaryota; Vitrellaceae
Source: the annotation of a GenBank genome assembly